Phytophthora infestans T30-4 is the source of this 2226-nucleotide messenger RNA. RefSeq names its product ATP-binding Cassette (ABC) Superfamily. Bases 1 to 2226 code for a protein of 741 amino acids. NCBI's taxonomy places the organism in Eukaryota, Oomycota, Peronosporomycetes, Peronosporales, Peronosporaceae. The transcript is spliced from 3 exons. The record is from RefSeq and is a predicted model, not a curated record. Gene Ontology annotation, molecular function: ATP binding; ATP hydrolysis activity; ABC-type transporter activity. Gene Ontology annotation, cellular component: membrane.
AUGGAGCAGCCUGACCUCUAUAGCGCUGACGGCUUACUAGCCGACGGCAUACUUGCAAUGCAUGAGAAUCUGGCCGCAGCAGUUGAGGAUGCACUGGGAAGACCGAUUCCGGAAGUUGAGAUCUCCUUCCGCGACUUGAAGAUUUCGGCGCGUCUACCGCUGGCGAAACCAGGUUCGGAAGGACCUCAAGUUCCCACGAUUUGGACUCAAGUUAAACACGGAGUACUAAAGUGUUUCUCCAACCAAGAAACAGCCGAGAAGGAGAUCCUGCGGGGCAUCACUGGAGUCUUCAAGCCGACUCGCAUUACGUUGGUACUGGGGCAACCUGGUUCCGGCAAGUCGUCAUUGCUCAAGAUGCUAAGCGGGCGUUUCCCCAUGAGCAAAACCAUCGAAGUGUCCGGAGAGAUCACGUACAAUGAUGUCCAGCGAGCAGAGGUGCUAAGCCGCUUGCCGCGGUUCAUCGCGUACACGAACCAAAAGGACGAUCACUAUCCGCAACGCACGGUGCAGGAGACGUUUGCGUUCGCUCAACGAUGCUGUGGAGGCGCCACUCUGGAGCCAUGGGUGCUCAAAGCACUAGACAAGUGCAAAAAAGAUCAACACGAACGUGCAGUUAAACUCAUGACGGCACAACACAAGUUUGCUGCGGAGAUCCGAGUGAAGUCUCUUGGUUUAGAUCGCUGCAAAGACACCAUAGUAGGCAACGCCAUGAUCCGUGGCGUGUCGGGCGGCGAACGCAAACGCGUCACCACCGGUGAAAUGACGUUCGGCCGCAAACGAGCGCUGUUGUUGGACGAGAUCAGCACCGGACUGGACGCUGCCACCACGUACGACAUUGUCAAUUCAGUCAGAAGCUUAACUCGACACUUGAAAGCCAACAUCGUCGUGUCUCUGCUACAGCCGCCACCCGAAGUGUUCAACCUCUUUGACGACGUCUUGAUUAUGAAUGACGGACGCAUCAUGUACCACGGGCCGCGUGAACAAGUCCAGGAGUACUUUGAGAACCUCGGCUUCCACUGUCCUCCUCGCAAAGAUGUGGCGGACUUCCUACUGGACCUCGGGACUGAAAAGCAACACGCCUAUGUCAAAGGUGACUUCACAGAGAGUAAGGUCCCACUCGAGUCGGUGGAAUUCGCAGAGCGCUUUCGUCAGUCCGGUAUCUUCCAGAACUCGUUGACCUACAUGAGGAUACGAAGCAACCACCAAUCGGAUGUCUUCGACCCGAUUAAGGACCCGUGUGUGUUUCGACAGUCGCUUCUCCAAGACCUCGUCACGGUAUUCCGUCGUCAAUGUAAGAUCAAACUCCGGGACAAGACUUUCCUCUUCGGACGGUGCUUUAUGGUUCUGGUGAUGGGUCUGCUCUACGGCUCUGUGUUCUGGCAAAUGAACGAUUCCAACAGCCAGCUGAUCCUCGGAUUGCUCUUCUCGUGCACCUUGUUCAUCUCAAUGGGGCAGGCAGCUCAGCUGCCCACGUUUAUUGAGGCCCGCAGUGUGUUCUACAAGCAACGCGGGGCCAAUUUCUUCCGAUCGCUAGCCUAUGUCUUGGCCUCGUCAUUGACGCAGAUUCCUUUCGCCAUCUUGGAGACUGUACUCUUCGGGGCGAUCGUCUACUGGAUGGGAGGCUACGUGGCUCUGGCUGACAGAUUCAUCUCGUUUCUCGUCACGCUUUUCCUGUGUCAAACGUGGUUCACAGCCUUCUUCUUCUUCCUCUCGGCUGCCUCUCCCAGCAUCACGAUGGCUCAGCCAGUAAUGAUGGUCUCCAUCUUCUUCUUCAUGCUUAUUCGCUCGCUUAGUGUUAACCAGUAUUUGGCACAGAAAUACGAUGUCUGUGUGUACGGGGGGAUCGACUACUGCUCUCGUUUCGGAACUACAUUCGGUAAGUAUAGUCUCCAACUCUCUGGGUUGCCAACGGGAGCGAUAUGGAUCUACUUGGGGUGGCUCUACUUUGUAGUCGGGUACAUCGUUCUCGUUCUAGCAGCACAUUUAGUGCUUGAGUACAAACGCUACGAAAGCCCAGAGAGCACACCAGUGGUGCAAGCUGAUCUCGAUGCCAAAGAGGGGCCUUCAGAAGCUAUGACGAAUGUUGGCAACGCGUCGGCCACAGUCCCAGAAGAUGUUGCGGUAUCCAUCGUCACCCCGAGAGCACCACGAGCUCCACCCGUCACGUUGGCUUUCCAGGAUCUAUGGUAUUCCGCGUCUCUGGCUAUGCCAAACCUGGAACCAUGA